This is a messenger RNA of Prorocentrum cordatum, 5995 nucleotides long. The record is from the annotation of a GenBank genome assembly. NCBI's taxonomy places the organism in Eukaryota, Dinophyceae, Prorocentrales, Prorocentraceae.
GCUUGCAGGGUUUGAGGGGCCUCGGGCGAGCCGACACCUCACUGCUUUGGUGCUCGCCCGAGGUCCUCGUCUGCUUCCUCCGGCUCCGACCUGGUCCGCCCCAGGUCGGGGUGGGGACUCCCGAGAGAGAGAGACGGCGCUGCGAGCGCAAGCGCCCUCUCAUGGCCGGAGAUCAGGACGAGGAGCUGGACGGGAGCGCGCAGCUGUACACCCCGUCGGGCGACGAGCUGGACGAGGAGGGCGGAGGACUGCCUCCUGUCCCCGCCGAGGAUCUGCGGCUCGACGAAGGCCAGGUGUACUCGUCGACUGGCUACGAUGCCCAGGGGGACGUCCAGUGCCGCUUCACGUGGGUCGUCCUUCGCCUCUCCGUCGGGGUCGAGACGUACGCCAGGCCGAGGUUCCUUUUCUCAAGCGACCCGUACUGGGACUGGUGGGCGUCGAACCCAGGCGAGCGGGGUGCUGUGACUGCGCGGCCCCUCGUCCAUGUGUGUCGGACGCAGCCGUGCCAGGUUCAGCCCCCGCGGGGCUGCACAGAGCUGGUGCACAUCACAGAUGCGACCCCCGUCUCGGCCGACGAGUUGCGGCAGAUCUUUGCGUCGUUCCUCUCGGACAACCCAGACGCGGUCUGGCCCGCCGACCUCUUCGGACCGCGGCUCGCUGGCGGGGUGCCCGUGGAGGCGCCAGCCAGGAGGCCGGCCGCGUCGGAGCAGCCAGGGCUGGACGAGCUUUGGAGUGGCGACGUUGUCGAGGCGGAGGGGAGCAGCCGCCGCGCCAGCCUCCGCGGGAAGCUGGAGGCAGCGCAGGAUCGCUUCGCGCGGCUUCAGCAGCAGCGGCGGGCCGCCGCGGGAGCUGCGGAGGCGGUCGCUGCCCUGGACGACGAGCCGCCCGCGAAGGUCCCGCGGCAGGGCGGGCCGCCACCGCAGCGGUCGCUCGCCGAGGUCCUCGAGGACCGCGUGCGGAAGGCGGCGAAGGUCGGGGCAGUUGCCUCGGCCGAGGACGCCAAGGGCGCAGAGGCGGCCGCCGCCGCGGCUGGGCAGGGCGGAGCUGGCGUGCAGGAGCUGCUGACGGCCCUCCUCAAGGCGCUGCAGAGCGCGUCCAGGUCGUCCGACGACCCGUCCUUCGGCGGCGACGGUGGUGUCGCCACCGCCGAGGGCGACUUGCUGCCGAAGGGCCUCGCGUCUCGACGGGCCCACUGCAGGAGAUUGGCCCUCGAGCACCCAGGCAGACUCGCGGAGCUGAGCCUGGCGCAGAUGGCAGAGUUUCUGGGGUCGCAGGACGGCGGCGGGUCGGUCGAUCCGCACGGCCCAAUCGUCCUUCGGUUCCUCUUGUCGGUCUACUUGCCGCAGCACCCUGUGAAGGAGAUAGGGGGCGAGAUCUACCGCGAGCUGCGGACGAUCGCGGAGGCGCUGGACCUGUUGCUGCAGGGGCGCACGGCCGCGGUGGCCGACAUCCUGGCCCAGCGCUUCAAGGCCAUCCAGGUGGCUGUCGGGGACGGGAGCUGGUCGGCGGCGAAGUGGCUCGAGCUGAUACCGCCGCGGGACCAGCCUCUCGCGCUGCGCAACGAGGAGGAGGAGAUGAUCAGGAGCAUCCAGCACGGCGAGCUCAAGCUGGAGGAGCUUGCCUCACGGCUGCGGCAGAAGCCUCAGGGCUCCGCGGAGGCCGACCGCAUGCUGGCCGACAGGUCGGCAGCCCCAGCCCGUUCGGUCGUGCUGACGCGGCCCUGGAAGGAUGCCAAGGCGAAGUGCCCGAAGAAGCCUGGCGAGACGGUCAAGGACCCGCUCACCACUUCGGACUUCCAGGACUGGCUGCGCGUGGUCACGGUCGGCUUUGGGUCGAGCCUCACUGCCGUGGACUUGUCCGUCACGCUGCUGGGCCUUGCCAUCACGGACCCUGGGGGUCUGGGCGCCUUCGCUAGGGAGUUCACGAUGCGUACGUCCACAAGGUCCGUCAUGGUGGAGUGCUGGCUUUACUUGGAGGUGCUCGGCCUCAACCGCAUGUACUGUGGGCGGGCGACCGCCACCUGGCAGCACGAGGGGUCCCUCACGCUGGCGCAGCGGCAGGCCAUGACGCACCUCCUGUCGCGGGCCGAGGUCUUUGCGGAGGACCCCUUCGCGAGCGUGGAGGUGCCCGCGCUGUCAUCCGCCCUCCAGCACGCGGCCAUCGACUACAGCGGGGAGCCCACGGUCAAGGCACUCCCGUGCGUGCUCGCGGAGCUGAAGCCGGGCCUGCCGCAGCCGGAGCACGCAGGCGCCUUGGACGCAUGCGAGUUCGUGGAUGCGGACUUCGGCGCCUGGCUGAACGACCCCACGGUGGCGCUGAAGCCCGAGGCUGAGUGGCCCAACCCGCUCCCGAGGGCGCGGGUCAACGUCAUCUCUGACAGCGACUGGGAGGCCCUGGCGGUGCACUUGGUGAAGUUGGGCAUCUUUACGGUGCUCGAGCCGCAUGAGGUGUUCCAGGUGCGGGGCGCUCCGCUCCUCAACGGCCUCUUCGCAGUCGAGAAGAAGGGAGCGCCUGGGCCGGGGGCCGAGCGGGUCACCAGGCUCAUCCUCAACAUGGUCCCAGGCAACUCGCUCCUCAAGCCGUUCGUCGGUGAGGCGUCUACACUCGCGGCGUCGACGGGGUGGACGACCCUUCAUCUGCCCGAGGGCUCCCUGCUGCUGUGGUCUGGCGAUGACCAGAAGGGGGCUUUCUUUGUGUGGCGGAUCCCGUGCUGCUGGCAUGCUCACAUGGCGGUGGGCAAGGCGCUGCGCGGCGACCUGUUUGGGCGCGCGGCGCCGCGGGUCUUCGUCGCCUCAGCUGUCAUCUCGAUGGGUUGGAUGCUCGCCGUGCCGCUGUUCCAGCACAUACAUCGGCGGCUGUGUCGGCUUCCGCCCCCGCUCGGAGCGGGCCUACCACCAGAGGCAGAGUGGCGGAAGGACACGGUGCGGCCGCUCGCUUUUGCUAAGCAGGGCCCCGUCCUUGCAUCUUGGUGGCAGGUAUACAUCGACGACUUCGACGCCCCCGAGAUCAUCGAGGAGGCCGCGGCGCUAGAGCUGCUUGGCAGCCAGGCAGAGUUGCAGGCCGCGGCCCGUGCCAGCUACGGCCGUGCGCAGGUGGCGAUCUCCUCCGACAAGGCGCACCUCCGCCAGCUUCGCGUUGAGAGGAUGGGGGCUUCUGUUGACGGCGUCACGGGGCGGAUCGGGGCCCCCCUCAGCAAGGCGUUGUCCGCCUGCGGUCUCGCCAUCGCGACGCUCGGCGUGGACUUGGCCCCGUGGAGGCUGGCCAUGACUGUGCUCGGCCGCCUUGUCAGGGUCUUCGAGUUCCGACGGCCCUUGCUCAGCAUCUUGAAUGCAGUGUGGAGGCUUUCAGAGCCGCGGGCGAAGGUCUACCUGACGCGGGAGAUGAGGGAGGAGCUGAUGACGGCGCUCCUCGUGAUCCCGCUCGCCGCUACUUCGUUGAGGAGCCGCCUCGAAGGGAUGGCGUCGUGUUCAGACGCGUCCGAGUUCGGGGGCGGGGUCUGCGUGUCGACGGGCCUCCAUGAGCAGGCGGAGGCGUCUAUCCUCGCCGCCGGCGAGCCUGGCGCUCAGCUGGGCGCGGGGGCGAGGGUCCUCGGCCUGCCAGUCGACCCGCGGGCGCCCUGGACUCGCAGCAAUCCGCGGAUCCCGCGGGCCAUCGUCGCCCGCGUCCUCAGGGUCCUCUGCAUCGGGCUGUUCGACGGCAUCGGCGGGCUGGCGGUCGCGCUCUCGCGCCUGCCCGUGCGCAUCGUCGGGUACGUGAGCGCCGAGACGGACGCCAAGGCCAGGAGGGUCGUGCGGCUCAGGUGGCCAGGCGCCAUCGACUGGGGCGACGUCAGGACCGUGACCGCCCAGACGGUGGAGGAUUUGAGGAUCGCCUACCAGUCCGAGGUCGACCUUGUGGUCGCGGGCGCAGGCAGCCCGUGCCAGGGGCUCACGGUGCUGAACGCUGCUGGGCGAGGCCUGGCCGACCCGAAGUCUUCGGUCUUCUUCGAGGUGCCGCGCAUCUUCGGGCUGCUGUCAGACGCUUUCGGGGCGCGCUUCAGGUGGCUCGUGGAGAACGUCGCAAGCAUGACGUCCAGCAGCCUGCGUGGCAUGAGCCAGGCCCUCGGCGUCAAGCCCGUGUUCCUGUGUGCCUCGGCUCUGGUGCCCUGCAGGAGGCCGCGGCUGUAUUGGCUGAGCUGGAGCGUCCGCCCCACCCCGCCGCUGGUCCUCCAGGAGCGUGAGGAUAUGUUCGUUGUCAGCUGCAGUGAGCCGCCCCUGUUGAAUUUGGAUUGGCAGGAUCCUGGGGCGCGCUGGAUCGGCGAGCCUGGGCCUUACCCCACCCUCGUGUGCAGCAGGCCUCAGCGAGGCUACCCUUCAGCGCCGCGCGGGGUGAAGAGUGCUUCGCCCGAGGCGCUCGCUCGCUGGCAGUCGGAUUCGUAUCGCUACCAUGUUGCGCUCUACGAAGAGAAAAACCUCUUGCAGGACAGCGACGGGUCCUUGCGAGUCCCUUCGAGCUCCGAGCGGGAGAGGAUGAUGGGAUUCGACGUGCGUUACACGGCUGUAGCCACGAAGGGCUCGAACCAGCAGGAUAGCGACGACGCCAGGUCCUUCCUACUGGGCAACAGCUUCAAUGUGUUCUCGGUCGCUUGGCUGCUGCAGUGGCUCUUGCUGAGCCUGGGGGCUGUGACGCGCCCGCUGUCCAUGCAGGAGCUGGGGCACGUCGGCGAAUGCACGCCGUCGUGGGACGAGACGGGCUGCUUCGAGAGCGACGCGGGGGAGCCAGAGACCGAGGCCAGCCGCCUCUUGCUCCUCAGCUACCUCGCCAGGUCCGAGAAGGGCGGGAGCGAUGUGCGUCUCGACGUGAACCUGCCGUACCGACCGAAGGGGUGGCCCAGAUCGUCGCUGGACCCGUUCGUGUGGAAGUGGCGAGUCGUGCUGAGUAUAGCUUGGCCCAAGAGGCGGCAGGCGCACAUCAACGUCAGGGAGCUGCAGGCCGCGCUCGCGGCGCUUCGGUGGCGGGCUCGCGCCGCUCGCCGCCACUGCAGCCGCUGGCUCCACCUCGUGGACAGCCAGGUCGUCGCGGCCAUCAUCACGAAGGGCCGGAGCAGCAGCGCUCGCUUGCAGCCCAUGCUCCGGCGCUGGGCAGCGGUCGCGGUCGCGGCCGACAUGUACCCGCUGAUCGGCUACAUCGUGUCGGAGAACAAUCCGGCCGACGAGCCAUCGAGAAAGCUGUGGCGGUAUGCCGUUGCGGUCCGCAGGCUCUUGCAGUACUACGGCGCUGAGGAGAGUGGCACGACUGCGCUCGCACUGGCUAUGGACGAUGCAGACGGCUUGGUCGCUAGCUUCCUUGAGAGGCUCUGGGCUGAGGGCGCUGGCAUUGCAGCUGCGAGCAACACCAUCGCGGGCGUGGCCUUUUUCUGCCCGUCUUUGCGCAGGAAGCUCGACUUGUCCUGGUCACUCCUGCGGACGUGGCGCCGCCAAGAGCCUGCGGCGCGCGUCCUCCCGCUGACCGCAGAGCUGGUCGGCGGCAUGGCGGGCUACGCCAUCGCAGCGGGCGCCUUUGAUUUCGCCUGCCUUCUUCUCGUCAGCUUUGAAGCGAUGCUGCGAGGGGGAGAAGCUUUCAGCCUCACUGCAGGCGACGUUCAUGAUCGUGCAUCGUGUAUGGUCAUCCGCAUUGGCAGCAGUAAGACCACGGCGGGCAAGGAUGCAGCUGAGGCCGUGGUGGUGCGGUCUAGGGCCUGUGUGCGGCUGCUGCGCUUGGUUGUGGCCCAUCUCGCGCCUUCAGACAGGCUCUCGCCGAGGUCGCCGAACCAGCUCAGGGCAGGCUUGCAGCGCUUGGCCGAAGCGCUCGGUUUUCGAGGUCUCUUCAGCUGGCACAGUUGCCGGCGAGGCGGAGCAAGUGACUUUUUCUGCCGCUCCGGCUCAAUGGAGCAGACACUCGUCAAAGGCCGCUGGGCCAGCACUUUGACUGCGAGAAUUUAUAUUGAAGAUGCAGUUGCUGACCUAGUGAAGGUCAG